AUGAGCGUCGGAUUGCCCAGUUUUGCUGAGAGGGCUGCUGCUGCAUUCAGCGCUUUAGCGCCAGGUGAACAGCCAGAAUCGAGGUUGUGGACCGUCUCGACGAGGACAAAGGGGCCGGAUAUAGUGUCCGAUGCAGCAGCUGGGAACAGCAGCGAAGAUGAACAAGAGGAGGGCAGGCCAACAGCUGCCCCUCCCCUGAUGUCCUGGAAGGAUAUAACCGGCGCUGAAUCCCAGGAGGAGCCCAGCUACGCGUCCCGAAAGGCAUUCGAGUUGGAGGAUGAGGCGGACGAAUUUGACAUUCUAGCAGCGGAAACGUUGACAAGAGAUGGUGGACAACCGGAACCCAAACCUCACAGAAGCAUGGAGGUCUUACCAGACAAUGUCAUGGAUCGCAUCUGCGAUGCACAGACGGCGGGCCAAGAAUGGGUACGAGGGGCUGCUGAGGCCGCACACCAUUCAGAUUCCACCACAGUGCACGGGGGCUGCCGAGCAUCGAUUCGGGACCAGCAGGAGGGCCGAACUGCUCGUGGGAGCUUCAAUGCGGCCAAGGAGCUGCCACCCCGCAGAAAGAAGCACCCGCGCUCCAAGGUUCCCGACCAUGUCCAGCAUCCCGAGAAGUACACCUGUUACACACUGGAAGAGCCUCUCCUUGUGGGUUGUCCAACGGAGGAGACUAUCGCAGAACAUGAGCAACGUGGUGUGCAGGCUUUUAUGGAACCAGGGGUGGACUCACACUCUAACCGUUUCAUUCCGGAGUUUGGUACUGGAAUCGCAUUCAGGCCAAGAGGGAGAAAAGAAAACCCCAGCCAUCAGCCUCAACAGGAUAACCAGGAGAAAUCAAGAGUAACUCCACUUGUUGUUAGCCAUGUUGCUGAUGAUGCAGAAGACCAGGAUGAGGGUAUGGCGCAAGUUGAAGCUAUGUCUGUCAUGCCCCUUGGUGGCAAGUUGGACAAGACCCCAGCCAAGAAUCAGCACGCGAAGGGCAGGUGUUACCGAGCACGAAGAGGUUAA
Messenger RNA from Ostreobium quekettii, 1011 nucleotides. Lineage: Eukaryota; Viridiplantae; Chlorophyta; Ulvophyceae; Bryopsidales; Ostreobiaceae. The record is from the annotation of a GenBank genome assembly.